AUGCUCAAUACCUUUCAGCCUCGACUACUUUGCGCUGACGACGUCUUGAUUACUUCAUCCAAUAUCACUGCAAAGUAUCACGCAAACCAACCCUCCUACAUUUGGGCCAACUUGAUCUUCCAACGCAGCGAUCCGCGAUCCGUUCCAGAGAUUACUUGGUGUCUGUAUUCGGAAAUCGCGCAUCUACCGCAUCGCCAGAGCCAAGGCAUAACUGGUCUCUGCAAAACGCCGCAAACUCGGCAAAACCCCAUCGUCAAUCUGUCAAAGCCCCCAGACUACUGCUUUUUCGGUUUGCCUUCAAGUUGUUUGAUCGACCUCGUUUCUGCCCGUCGGCGAAAUUAUCGACUUCCAGUUUCGAAGAAGGACCGCUUUGCACUUGAUUGCGUAAACACCAAGCGAAUUUACAAGUCGAAUCACCUGCCCUCGGCUUGUUUCUUCCCAUCUGCUCUCUAUUCCUACCUUCUAUUCACCACUGCAGUACAGCCCAACCAAAAGGCAACGAAAAACCCCCAUCUCUGGUUGUUCACUUGA
Molecule: messenger RNA, 531 nt
Organism: Ustilaginoidea virens
Lineage: Eukaryota; Fungi; Ascomycota; Sordariomycetes; Hypocreales; Clavicipitaceae
Exons: 2
Coding region: 1-531 (176 amino acids)
Source: RefSeq, a predicted model, not a curated record